AAGAGAAAAGCAAAAAAAUAUACGAUUUGACUUCAAUCUAAACCAAAUUAAUAGAACAAAAUCACACUGAAUCGUUGUUAAAUUGGGUUGAAGUGAAGAACUUGAGUGGCAGUUGCCAAUUGGUCUGCAGAACCCUUACACAGAUUCUCUUUCAACCCACCAUUAGCCAUAAGCAUACACAAUAAAUGGGAGAUACAGAUGAUUAUAUAAAGCCAGUGAGGACAGUUUUUGUGACUGUGGGAACCACUUGUUUUGAUGCUCUUGUUAAAGCAGUAGACACUCAUGAAUUUAAAAGAGAGUUGUUUGCAAGAGGAUAUACCCACCUUCUCAUUCAAAUGGGCCGCGGAUCCUACAUCCCCACAAAGUCUACAGGAGAAGAUGGGUCACUAGUUGUAGACUUUUUCACUUUUUCAUCAAGCAUUGCAGACAAUCUGAGAUCAGCAUCUCUUGUGAUCAGUCAUGCUGGGUCUGGGAGCAUAUUUGAGACAUUGCGUUUGAGAAAACCUUUGAUUGUGGUGGUGAAUGAGGAUUUGAUGGACAAUCAUCAGAGUGAGCUAGCAGAAGAACUAGCAGAGCGGAAGCAUUUAUUCUGUGCUCGCCCUCAAACACUCUACCAAACUAUUGCAACUAUGAACUUGGAAUCUCUCCUUCCAUAUACCCCAGGUGAUGCUGCAGCAGUUGCUAAGCUUAUAAACAGGUUUCUAGGUUUCCCAGAUGAUUAAUGGACUGUGAGAUCUGAGAGAGCAUUGAUUUAAAGCAUUUGGACCUCAGAAAUUUAAAAGAUCCACCACAAUUUACAUAGCAUUUUUGUACAAAAGAUUGCUUAUCAUCAUCUGUAUAAACUCCUUACAAAGAAAGUGGCUGUUCAAAAAAAUGGAAACCCUGGUGACCGGGGAAAUGUAAGCAUCAAAAUUAUUUCAGUACAUUAAAUCCUAAUAUUGGUUCCAUGCUAUCAAUUGAAGUACUGAAUCUCAUUAUUUUUCAA
Molecule: messenger RNA, 985 nt
Organism: Vitis vinifera (wine grape)
Lineage: Eukaryota; Viridiplantae; Streptophyta; Magnoliopsida; Vitales; Vitaceae
Biological process (GO): dolichol-linked oligosaccharide biosynthetic process
Cellular component (GO): extrinsic component of endoplasmic reticulum membrane; UDP-N-acetylglucosamine transferase complex
Molecular function (GO): hexosyltransferase activity
Source: RefSeq, a predicted model, not a curated record